AUCCCUCAAAAACUUCCCCUUUGCCUUGUGCUUCUUCCGUGACCAUCCUUAACCCUUCUCACCUUCCCCUUAUAUAUAAAUAAAUGACCAAUUCCUUUUAGUUUCUCAAGAAAAUCUCACUUUGUUUUUUGGUUUUUUGGUAGUUUCUGAUUCUGGGGUUUUAUACUAAUAAUGGAGCUCAAGUCUUGCUUCACCACCAUCUUUUUUCUCUUCCUCUUUGCUGCUCCAUACUUUUCAAGAGGGGAAUAUUCAGAUGCGCUGGAUUCCAAUGAAGUUUAUGAGAUUGAUUAUAGAGGGCCAGAGACCCACUCAUCAAUUCCUCCACCUGACCACUCUCAUGGGAAGCCAUGGAUUCACAAAGAGAGUUCUUGGGGACACCCCAAUUACCCUAAAUCUAAGGGCAGUAACAUGGGAAGAAAAGUAAAGAAAAUACAUGGAUGAGGAAGCUUUGGAAGUGGGGAGUGUGUAGUUUUUGGUCAAAGAGUACUACGAACCUGGGUUCCUCUAUUUUUAUAGAAUUAUAUCAUCAACAUGUAGAGAUUAAGAAAUGUGAUUGAAUAUUAGAAUGUUAUGUCUUGUUUUUCUAUAAUAUCUUUCUCAUGUUUGUGUAAAUGAGGAGUACUCUAUAUAUGGUCCUAUGUUUGGAGCUUUAAUUAUGUGUUUUUGUAACUGUAAUUAUG
Molecule: messenger RNA, 680 nt
Organism: Morus notabilis
Lineage: Eukaryota; Viridiplantae; Streptophyta; Magnoliopsida; Rosales; Moraceae
Exons: 3
Coding region: 172-441 (89 amino acids)
Source: RefSeq, a predicted model, not a curated record